Myodes glareolus (Bank vole) is the source of this 2519-nucleotide messenger RNA. The record is from RefSeq and is a predicted model, not a curated record. Lineage: Eukaryota; Metazoa; Chordata; Mammalia; Rodentia; Cricetidae.
GGGGACCGGGUGGGAGAGAUCUCUCCGAUAGUGCGUUAUCCUCGCAACGGACCUGACCCUAACGCGAUCUCGAAAGCUCAGGACUCCGCUCACCUGCCUCAUGGCAGUCCCAGGUUGCAAUUUGUCUUCAGAGGUUUCUAACCUACAAACGGCAUGCUCCGGGGUUUGUUUUUGUCUGCUACUCCAGCUUACUGGAGAGUUCAGGAGCUGCAAAAACUUCCCAAGCCGCCUUUGUCAAGAUGUGUCUGACUCGGCAGACUCCUGUUGGCAGAUGUUUUUAAGAGAUAUUCCCGCCUCGAAUUUUGGAGAUUCACAGUGCACAGUACUUGGCCAUCGGUCUUUUCCUCAGGAUUUGCUGAUUUUCCACAGUGGUUGCAACAAGGACAAUGUCCGAGCAGGCUGCAAAAAAUGUGGCUACCCUGGUCAUCUGACUUUUGAGUGCCGCAAUUUUCUCCGGGUUGACCCCAAAAGGGACAUUGUGUUGGACGUCAGUAGCACAAGUAGUGAGGACAGCGAUGAAGAAAAUGAAGAACUGAACAAAUUGCAGGCUCUGCAGGAGAAAAGAAUAAAUGAAGAAGAGGAGAAGAAAAAGGAAAAAAGCAAGGAGAAAAUUAAAUUGAAGAAAAAGAGGAAAAGGUCUUAUUCCAGCUCCACCGAAGAGGACUCUUCAAAACAAAAGAAACAGAAGUAUCAGAAAAAAGAAAAGAAAAAAGAAAAAAAGAACAAAUCAAAAAAAGGAAAACAUCACAAAAAGGAAAAAAAGAAGAGAAAAAAGGAAAAACAUUCUUCCCCUGACCGUUCUGAAUUCACCAAAAAGUAACUGAAUCUCUGGCCUCUCUCAGGAAAUUGAAGAAUUCAAUAUUUUUAAUUAUUGUACCUUCCUUGAAAUUGCUACAUAAUUACGCUUUGCAGCAUAUCCCAGCCUCUUCCAUAAAGACAUUUUUCACAUUGGGACCCUUCUCUCUCUACCCAUUGGUAUUAAAUCCAUCUUGUUAAUUGGCACCCGUGGCUCAAGUGUAGAUACUUGUACACGCAAAGCACAUCCUUUUGGGUAUUUGUGUCUCUGUGUGUUAGGCUGGUGUUGUCACUUGCUAAGUUAACUGCCACAUGGCUUUACCGCAGUCAAACCAAGUAAUCUACACAGCAGCUACUAAAUGGCAUCCUUCCAGUGACGUUCUAGGUUGGUGGUAGUGGUUUGCUCUUGAUACUGAGAAGUUUAAUAGCUUUAUCUACUGUGUAAUGUAUAAAGAUAGUGAAGUCCUUCACUGUUGUUUUUAAAUCUCUCGACUUUUUAAAUAAUAUCAUUGAAGAUAAAACUGCUUUACUGAUCUUAUGUUUUUAAAUGAAUGGGAUCUAUUAAGAUAAUAAUGAAAGUAUUUGUAACAAGUGUCAAUGUUUUAUGAACUGCAUGUUCCUAGCACAUGCCUCCCAUGUUUUUUAUAACAAUUAAAAUAUCCCCUUUUUAAAGAGAGUCACUUAGCUUACUAGAAAGUCUGGCAGGGAGUCUCUGUGCUGGUCAGGACUAUUAGGUUGAUACACACAUGUGCCAUAUUGGCAUGUCUUACAGUGAUACCUCAAACACAGAACUUUUUGUGUGGAAACAGCAAAAUCGUCAUUAAAGCUGAUUUUUAUUAUAUCUAGUGUAUUUGAUGCUUACCAAAUGUGAGUGUUAUGGCAGUUUUUAUGAAUGCUUGCUUAUAUAUUUAUUUUUUCUGAAGUGCUUUUGAAGUGAGUUUCACCCUGAACUUAUGACUUCGUGGAGAGCCAUUGUUGAUAUUUCCUCCUUCAGUCACAAAUGGAAGCACUGCAAAAAAUAAAAAUAAAAUCAACAAUUUCAUUCUGUACUUUUUAAAAUAAAAGCCUUGAGGGCAGCAUCAUGAAAGCCUUUGUAUAAUAAUGAAAUUUAUAUAUAAAUAAGUGUUUUCAAUGACAUGCUAAUAGAUAAUUUCUUUCAUUUUAAUUUCAUGAUCAUCAGUGUAGUGUAUUUUAACAUCUAGUAUUCCCAAAUCCAAGAAGUUAACUUAUUAUGCUGUAAAAGCAUUAAACCAAUCUGCUAACUUGGAUCAGCAUCAGAGUUUCUAAGUACCUUGCUAUGGUGCAGUUAUAUAUCUUCAAAUUGGUAAGCAGAGAUGUGACUGCAGACAACUUUAUCAGGUAAGAACACUUGGUCUCGCAGGGUGGAGAGUUCUUCCCUUGCCCUGCACCCACACUUGCAUGCCCUAGUCAGACCUGGGGCUUCAUAGGUCCCAUACAUAUUCUCCCCUCGCCUCUGCUCAGGUUCCACAGAAGCUACACCCACACCCUUUCCAGCAUUGCUUCUAUGAAGCUUGCGCAUCUCCAGCUUUUCCACAAAGCAGUUACACUCUUGGCCCAUAAAAAAUUGUUUUGCUUAGAGUUUUGUCAGUUGUCAGGACUAAAGCACAGAACUUUUAGAUUUUCAAGGACUUGUUUGUCUACACCAAUUUUGUGAAAAUUCAGUUCUUUGGUUAUCUGAAUUAAUAAAAGUCAAUAAAAAUGAA